CUAAUAUCUAUGACAUGGCUGCCUCGUUUCUUUUCGGUUGGAUUCCAUUUAUUGGAAAAUACUUUUCAGAGCCAGAAACAACCUCUCCCCCUGAAGAUUUCCCUAAUGUUAAAGUUGGUAUCAUUGGUGGUGGAAUUGGAGGCUGUUCAUCCGCUUAUUUCCUGAGAGAGCUCUGUGGGGACAAUGUGGAGAUCCACGUAUUCAACGACAGUCAGGUUGUAGGUGGUAGAUGUGCUGUGAUUGAAUUCCAGGGGAACAUUUAUGAAAGUGGUGGAGCAGUUAUACAUACCAGCAAUAAACAUAUGGUAGAAUUCAGGAAAAAAUUUGGUCUGAAAGAAUUCAACUCGUCUAAAAUUCCAAGCUCGCCUCUUGCUAUAUACAAUGGUCAAAGAUUUGUCCUCCAUCUUGGUUUCUCUGGCAUCCUCAAUAACCUGAAACUUCUCUGGAAAUACGGACUGAGCUUGUUCCGGAUGUCACGCUCAAUUCACUCAGAGUUGAAAGGCUUUUCAAAUAUUUACAAGCUACAGGAAAAAGGAAAGUCCUUCAAGACGGUGCCUGACAUGCUGAGAGCUAUGGGUGGGGAAAAAUUUUGUAAUGAAAUUACUGUAAGUGCUGAUGAUUAUUUCAAGAACACUCUCGGAUGGAAUGCUGAACUUGUUGAUGAUCUAGUAUGCGCUGGAAUGAAAUGCAAUUAUGGACAGACUAAUCAAGUCGAUGCGUUCACUGGCUUUGUUUCGCUGGCUGGGAUGGAAGAUGGCUACCUCUGGUCUGUCAUUGGAGGAAAUCGUCAAAUACCAGAGAAAGCACUCGAAGCAUCUAAAGCCACAUACCAUGUUUCCACUGUAACAAAGGUGACAAAAGAAGAUGACAAUAUGUACAUGGUGGAGUAUAGCGACUCGACUGGUACCUCUUUGAUUGAGUUUGAUGUAGUCAUUAUAGCUCAUCCUUUAAACUUGUCAAAGAUUGCAUUUGCUAAUUUCUCCCAGACCAUCUUCACUGAUGGGACCAAGACUCCAUAUCACAGGACUGUGGCAACCUGGAUCAAGGGCAAACCCAAUGCCAAGCUGUUUGGUUACCCUAAAGCUGAUCAGUACCCGCGGGACUAUCCGCUCACCAUCCUAACCAACGAUAUGACCGAUCCACCGGUUGAUUUCAAUAGUUGCUCUCAGGAUAUUCCAGCCACAGCCUCAGAGGAAGAAGUGAAAAAGAAUUAUAACAAGCCACUGAGGGAUCUCCCUACCCAAGUAUUCAAAGUAUUCUCAAACAAUUUUCUCUCAGAUUCAGAAAUCUCUCAAUUAUUCGUAUCAACUGAAGGAGUCGUCUCAAAGGACUGGCUGGCUUAUCCUCAGUAUGCUCCACCCGAGGAGUGUCCUCCAUUUGUGCUGGAUGCUGAGGGCGGGCUCCUCUACAUUAACGGGAUUGAGAAGGCUGCCAGUGCAAUGGAAAUGAGUGCAAUCGGAGCCAAGAACGUCGCUCUGCUAGCAAAAGAAUACAUUUUAAAGAAGAAAAUGACCCAAUAAUUGAGUCGUAAUUGUAAUUGAAUCGUCUUGUUUUCGAAUUUUAAAUGUUUUU
Amphimedon queenslandica is the source of this 1572-nucleotide messenger RNA. Its product is annotated as prenylcysteine oxidase 1-like. The record is from RefSeq and is a predicted model, not a curated record. Bases 15 to 1520 code for a protein of 501 amino acids. Gene Ontology annotation, biological process: prenylated protein catabolic process; prenylcysteine catabolic process. NCBI's taxonomy places the organism in Eukaryota, Metazoa, Porifera, Demospongiae, Haplosclerida, Niphatidae. The transcript has 3 exons. Gene Ontology annotation, molecular function: prenylcysteine oxidase activity.